Boleophthalmus pectinirostris (great blue-spotted mudskipper) is the source of this 1630-nucleotide messenger RNA. Its product is annotated as rho-associated protein kinase 1-like. Lineage: Eukaryota; Metazoa; Chordata; Actinopteri; Gobiiformes; Gobiidae. The transcript has a single exon. Bases 45 to 1583 code for a protein of 512 amino acids. The record is from RefSeq and is a predicted model, not a curated record.
UAUCUUAGCUAAUUUAGUUGCAAGUUACAUUUUAAUUAGUUAAAAUGGCGAGUAAGUCCAAAUUGGCUACAGGUAAAUUUAAAACCAGCACUCAGCCUAACAGCACUCAACUGAAAAGUCUGGAAACUCUGAAAUUUGAGAAAAAUAAGAAAACCGUGAUCGCAGAAAAGGCUGAAUUAGAGGACGUCAUUCUGAAACAAAGGAUAAAGAUCGCCAAAUUAGAAAAGAUAAAUAAAACUGAAACCGCUAAGUGCGCAACUCUCAGCUCACAGCUCAAAGAUUAUCAAAGCAGAUACAAAGCGUCAGAGAAGAGAUGCAUGGAGGUCAAAGAGGGAUGUGAGGUUUACCAAAAAGAGUGUACCGUGCUAAAAGACAAGCUCGUCAAACUCAGGGAAGAAUCCGAAAGCAAACUCGAGACCCAAGGCAAGAAAAUUAAAGAUAUGACCGAAAAGAUGGUCGCCAACAGAUCUAAAAUGGCGGAGUUACACACACAAUUAACGAAUCAGCAGGCCGAAUGGGAAAAUAAGUACAAUAACCUUUUGCAAAAUUUACAAGAGGCACAAGAGCUUGUUAAUAAAACGAUAAAAGAAAAAGAGGACAUUGCCAGCGAACUGACCAAGGUAAAGGAAGAUCACCAAAGUCAAGUUAAAAGCAUCCUCCAACAAAACGACAAAGAGGUCGAAAAAGUGAAGCAAUCCGUCACCAACUUACAUAUACAAAUACACGACCUCAAUUACACAAAUAGGGAGUUACAAACAAAUAUUAAGAGACUGGACAAAGUGAUCAGAUUGAAAAAUAAAGAAAUUAAUGAUCUGAAACACCAGAUACAAGUUCAAGACCACACAAUUGAGACAAAUAAGACGGCUCUGCGCUUACAGACCAAAGAGAAGAAGAAACUACUGGAGCAGCUGGACGAACAACAACAAAAAGAAACGAUACUAGAAAGUAGCGUCCACUUAAGUAAGAAAACGCAACAUGUUUUGCAGGACGAGGUCGAUGAGUUAAAAAAGCACGAGAAAAAAAUUAAACUCGACCUUAAAAUGAUGAGGGAAGAAAAUCAGGACAUGAACGAAAAGUUGCAAUUCUGCAAAAGCAAACUCAAAAUUUCUCAGUCGACUUUGAAAUCUGAGAAGGAAAAGUAUGAAAUCUUAGAAUGCAAGCAGCGCAAUAUUCUGGCAGGUCUGGAAGGCUGUCGAGACGUUUUACAAGACCGCGCCAAGCUCAAGAAGAAGGUUUCGUCCAUGAUCGAAUACUACAUCGCAGGUAACACUAAAGCCAUUGUAGAUAAGGACGCACACUAUUUGAACAGUCAGUUGGUGGAGUAUAUACAAUUUUACAAAGAGCGCACAGAAAGAAUUUUAACUCACUACGAGAGGGAGAAGAUACGGAACGCCAAAGUCGCGCACAACGCUAAAAAACGCGACCUCAAUGAAAAAAUGGAUCUCAUCAACUACAUCCACGACCAGCGAAUGCAACAAAAGAACGAACCUGCUAAAAAGCACACUAGGCAGGUUAGCAAUUCAAAUUUAGCCAUGUGCAAGCAGUAUCGGCUACGUAGUUCAGUACAUGGUGGAUACUGCUGACCACAAGGAACAUGGAGGCUCCAGACUUACUCACCAAAACCUCUAAA